Xiphophorus hellerii (green swordtail) is the source of this 3663-nucleotide messenger RNA. RefSeq lists its product as uncharacterized. Gene Ontology annotation, molecular function: nucleic acid binding. Lineage: Eukaryota; Metazoa; Chordata; Actinopteri; Cyprinodontiformes; Poeciliidae. Gene Ontology annotation, biological process: DNA integration. The record is from RefSeq and is a predicted model, not a curated record. The transcript has 4 exons. The coding region runs from base 229 to 3663 and encodes 1144 amino acids.
CUAAAAACAAAGGUUCACAUGCAAGAGGCAGCAUGGAAAUGUUAUCCGAUGCCAUCCACUCUGAAUUAUCAUGCAGGAACGCCUUUUCACCACAUGUUCAUGAAGACAAUUAAACAAGCUGCAACUGAACUCCAGGGUCUUCAUUUGUGGUUUAACUCGGUGUCACCAACAGCUACGUUGAAAACACUACAGUGAAAAGGCGGCAAUUGAUUAUUCUCCACGAUCAAAAUGGCAUCCAGCAACAACUCUGCAUGCAGCCGUUCUUCUGGAUCAGCAGUAAGUGCUGCUUACGCUCGAGCUAAAGCAGAAGCUGCUAAGGUGAGAGCAUCUUAUGCAACCAAAGAAGCACAGUUAAAAGUUGAAAGAGCACAAAGUGAAUUGGAAAAAGCUAAAAUAGAGGCAACAUUGGAAGUGAUAACAUUACAAAAGGAAGCUGAUGCUGCUGUGGCUGAAGCCCAAGUGCUGGAGGAAGCUGAAGCAACACAAGAGGAGCCCGACAGGAGAAAAGCUCUGUCAGAAAAGUCAAUAUUAGAACGUACAAGUGAAUACGUACAAUCUCAAAUGGGCAUAAUACAAUCUCCAUGUCCUGAAAAAGCACCAACCACCUCUCGCCCACGAGUAAGCUCACUCGAUACAUUUGUAUCAUGGCAUCCUCACGUUGAACACAGUGUAGAGCCACAACCCAUCAGCUCUGAACAAAAGCUCACUAAGGACAAUGUUGCUGCCCUAAAUAUGCCCAGUCAGACUAUAAGUGAAAUGAAACAAAACGCUCACUUCAACCCAACUUGCUCACCGUUCACGCCUCACCGCAACACCCCAGCCAGCAUUUCAUACCCAGUUGAGCCAUUUGCACAAUACAUAGCAAGACGAGAUCUGAUCACUUCGGGCCUUUACCAGUUUGAUGAUAGGCCAGAGAAUUAUGGAGCAUGGUACUCUUCAUUUUGUAGUGCAACAGCGGAUGUUCACCUAAGUCCCAUUCAACAGCUAGAUCUCAUGACAAAAUGGUUAGGGAAAGAGUCGAGUGAUCAGGUAAAACGCAUACGCUCAGUACAUGUCAACAACCCUACAUUGGCUCUACAUAAAGCAUGGGAGAGACUAAACGAAUGUUAUGCGGCUCCUGAAAUAAUCGAAAAGUCACUCUUCCAACGAUUGGACAGUUUUCCAAGAAUAACGGUCAAAGAUAACAUCAAACUGCGUGAACUAGGGGAUCUACUACAAGAGAUUGAAAGCGCCAAGGAAGAUGGCUACCUCCCUGGCCUACAAUAUCUGGACACUUCUCGCGGAAUUAGGCCUAUUGUUGAAAAGCUCCCACACGGUCUUCAGGAAAGGUGGAUGUCACAUGGAUCUCAAUAUAAAGAGGAAAAUCGAGGCUGUUUCCCACCCUUUAAGUAUUUCUGCCAAUUCGUGUGCAAAGAGGCUAAGAGACGCAAUGAUCCAAGUUUCCACCAACAAUACGGCCAAACACACUCAAGACCAGAAAAGGAUUCAAAGAACUUUUUCUCUACCCAGAUCAACAAGGCUCCCUCACUGGCACAAGAGAAUGGCGGGGAGGGAGAAAACAGUCCUGACACAGUUGAUGUCACAACAAGCUGCACAGAUGUGUGCGGACCAGAUGCAUCAACCAAGGCCAUAGGGGCCGUAAGCUAUUUAAAGGCAACCCAAGCAGAUGGCAAGGUUGAGGUUGGAUUCAUAAUGGGCAAGGCAAAGCUAACUCCCCUGUCAGAACCAACCAUACCAAGACUUGAACUCUGUGCAGCAGUCUUGGCAGUGGAAAUGGCUGACCUCAUUCAGGACGAGUUGGACUUACAUUUUGAUGCAAUACACUUUUAUACCGACAGUAAGGUGGUGCUAGGCUACAUCUGCAACGACUCUAGAAGAUUCUAUACAUAUGUCCACAACAGAACACAGCGCAUUCGCCAGUCGUCAAAGCCAGAACAAUGGCACUAUGUGCGUACAGAGGAAAACCCAGCAGACCAUGCGUCGAGGUCAUUGUCAGCAGCUCAGCUAAAAAGGUCAACUUGGUUCACCGGACCAUCCUUCAUCCGCCAUCCUCCUGCAGAGAUACCACACGUGAGUGAAGUCUUUGAUUUAAUCGAACCUGACAAAGAUUCAGAGAUUAGGCCAGAAAUCAGAACUUAUGUUACUCACCUCCGAGUACUCAACAGUGAACGUUUCGAGCGCUUUUCUACUUUCAAGUCCUUAGUCAGAGCUAUAGCAAACCUUAUCCACAUCGCAAAAUCUUUCAAUGGGACUAAUCCAAACAGCAAAUGCAAAGGCUGGCACAAAUGUCACCUCCCGCGAACUCCAGAGGAGAUAGCUCAGGCAAAAACUGUCAUCCUCAAAGAGACACAAAAGGCUCACUUUGAAAAAGAACUUUCUGCCCUUAAUGCUGGUAAGCCAAUCUCAAAGCAGAGCCCUCUACAAAAGCUCAGUCCAAUCCUGCAGGAUGGUCUCAUCUCUGUCGGUGGCCGACUCAAACACUCAGAAAUUGAGAAUUUGGAAAAAAGUCCAUUAAUUCUUCCUAAACACAGUCACAUCUCUCUCCUGCUCACUCGUCAUCACCACGAGCUAGUGGAACAUCAAGGCCGUCAUCUGACGGAAGGAGCCAUCAGGGCUGCAGGACUGUGGGUUUUAGGGUGCAAAACACUUGUCAACUCAGUGAUCCACAAAUGUGUAACCUGCCGCAAAUUGCGUGGGAAAGUAGAACAACAACUCAUGGCGGCUCUACCACCUGAACGCCUAAAGACUUGUUCUCCUUUUACUUAUGUUGGCCUCGACGUUUUCGGGCCCUGGACUAUUACUGCCAGACGCACCAGGGGCGGACUAGCUGAAAGUAAGAGAUGGGCCAUUAUGUUUACCUGCAUGAGUUCAAGGGCUGUCCAUAUUGAGGUAAUCGAAUCUCUAGACACCUCCAGCUGCGUAAAUGCCCUCCGUCGCUUCUUUGCUCUAAGAGGUCCCGCCAAACAGUUGUUGUCAGAUCGGGGCACCAAUUUUGUUGGGGCUUCCAAGGAACUAGGAAUGGACAAAUCAAUGCAGAAGUAUCUAACAGAGCAAGGUUGCAGCUGGGAGUUCAAUCCUCCACAUGCGUCUCACAUGGGAGGUUCUUGGGAGCGCAUGAUCGGAGUUGCCCGCAGAAUCCUGGACUCCAUGUUGCUGCGAAAUAAGAUACAGUUGACUCAUGAGGUGCUAUGCACACUCAUGGCCGAAAUAACAGCCAUCAUAAACGCAAGGCCACUUGUCCCAGUGUCGUCGGAUCCAGAGAACCCCUUUGUUCUAUCCCCAUCGAUGCUCAUUACACAGAAAUCUUGCCUUCAACCUCCACCCGGAGAUUUCUUGGAUAAAGACCUUUACACCAAACAAUGGAGACAAGUUCAAGCUCUUUCCAACCAGUUUUGGACACGCUGGAGGCAUGAGUAUUUGCCCACAUUGCAACAAAGACAGAAAUGGACUGUAUCAUGUAGAAACCUUCAAGUUGGUGACCUAGUUCUGCUAAAGGACGCGCAAGUUACACGCAACAGCUGGCCCAUGGCAAAGGUUAAUGCAACAUUCCCAGGCAAAGACAGUCGAGUAAGAAAGAUCGAGGUAAAGGGAUGGAGUCAAGGUUGUGUGAAGACAUUCAUGCGACCAGUUACAGAAGUUAUCCUUCUCAUGCCAAAGGACUGA